UAGCAACAACAACAACAACAACAACAACGACAACAACAACAACAACAACAACAACAACAACAACAACAACAACAACAACAACAACAACGACACCAGAAUGUGUGGAUCGUAGUGCACCAGGACGACCUAGUGAUUGCCCAAGAGCGAAACAUUUAUGCGACAAUCCUUUAUAUUACAAAUUAAUGACGGAACAAUGUCCACUUACGUGCAAUCGUUGCCCGGGUACCAGUUAUAGACCGGUGAUUCCAUGGCAAGGUAUUUCAAAACCGCUAUUUUCACGAGAAUAUAAUAUGUAA
Molecule: messenger RNA, 296 nt
Organism: Loa loa (African eye worm)
Lineage: Eukaryota; Metazoa; Nematoda; Chromadorea; Rhabditida; Onchocercidae
Exons: 1
Source: RefSeq, a predicted model, not a curated record